GAAAAAAAAAACAAAAUGGCUUCGAAGUUGGUGAACGCUACAGCCGCACAGGUGACAGCAAUGAAGGGUGUUAUCCGGAACAGCAGCUAUGUGAUACCAGGACUAUAUGAUCUAUCCGUUGAGGAUACCAAUUGGGUGCUGACCUCAUCCUUUAUCAUCUUUACCAUGCAAACGGGCUUCGGCAUGUUGGAGUCAGGCUGCGUUUCCAUCAAGAACGAGGUGAACAUCAUGAUGAAGAAUGUAAUUGAUAUUGUGCUUGGCGGCUUCACCUAUUGGCUUUUUGGCUACGGCAUGAGCUUCGGACGCGGACCAUUCUCCAAUCCAUUCAUAGCCAUAGGUGAUUUUCUACUCGAUCCGCCCGUUGGCGACGAGCUGAUGGGACAAAUAUUUGCUGCUUUCCUGUUUCAAUUGUCAUUUGCGACGACGUCCACAACGAUUGUGAGCGGCGCCAUGGCCGAACGUUGCAAUUUCAAAGCGUACUGUUUGUUCUCGUUCCUGAAUACGGCGGUCUAUUGCAUACCCGCUGGCUGGGUGUGGGGCGAACAUGGAUUCCUUAACAAUCUGGGCGCCGUGGAUAUUGCCGGCAGCGGUCCGGUGCAUUUGAUUGGCGGCGCCGCAUCCUUUGCUUCGGCUGCCAUGUUGGGGCCACGUUUGGGCCGCUAUGCCGACGGUAUUGACCCGCUGCCCCUGGGCAAUCCGGUUAAUGCGUGCAUGGGUCUCUUUGUGCUCUGGUGGGGCUGGCUGGCCUUCAAUUCAGGCAGCACCUACGGCGUCAGCGGUGCCAAGUGGCAGUAUGCAGCGCGUGCAGCCGUAAUGACCAUGAUGGGCUCAUUUGGCGGCGGAUUUGUUAGUUCGCUUUACUCGUUCUGGCGACACGAUGGCCGCAUGGACAUCAUGGAUCUCAUUAACGGCAUUUUGGGCUCGCUGGUCUCCAUCACGGCCGGUUGCUUUCUCUAUCGCGCCUGGGAAGCGCUGAUCAUUGGUGCCUUGGGCUCGCUGCUGUGUGUUGUGGCCAUGCCGCUUUUCGAUCGAAUGGGUGUGGAUGAUCCGGUGGGCGCCAGUUCUGUGCACGGUGUCUGCGGUAUUUGGGGUGUCAUUGCCGUUGGCCUAUUUGCUGACAAUCCUAUACCUCUGGACACGACUAAGGGACGCAGUGGUCUGUUCAAGGGCGGCGGCUGGUAUCUGCUGGGAAUACAAACGCUGUCCGUCUUUUGCUUGGCCUGCUGGGGCAUUUGCUCGACGAUAAUGUUGCUAUAUGUCAUUAAUAAAAUAAUACCCAUACGCAUGGAUCCGCACGAGGAGCUGCUGGGCGCCGAUCUCACCGAGCAUCGAAUACGUCACUCACAAAUUGGACUGUCACGCGCUAUUUCUGCGCUGGCCCCCAUCAAGAUCGAUCUGCAAGAGAUUAUCGGCAUUCAGCCCAUUGGCAUCAAUCCGGGCCAUGAGCGCAGCAUCGAGCAGCUUCGCGCUGCGGACGACAAACUGCAGCAAUGGCAAUCCUACCUGGAGCAAGUGACUGGCAAGACUAAGAAGUUGGGCACAGCCCAGAAAACACUUGAGGAACAGCAACUUGAAACAGACAUAACGCUUAAUCUAAAAUCUGCCAACAUGGAGCAAGAAAAGCCGAGUAGCGUCUUUGGGCGCAAGGUGAGAUCGGUGCAUGUUAUAAAGGACAACUGGAGCCAGGACAAGGGCUCCUACAAGCCUAACAACAGUGAGCUGCCGGUUACUAGCCCAGUGGCCAGACUGGACAAAGAUGGCAACUUUGCCUGGUUGGACUAAAAAGAUCCAUUUCAAUUCAUAAACUAAAACCGCAGAAUAGUCAAGUCUUUAAUAUGAGUCUCUUGCAAACCCAUUGGGCUAAUAACAUGGUUCCUAUUCAAACUAUUUUUGACAUUAUAUAUUUCUUAUUUAGUUAGUUGUAGAUUGAAAUUUAAAAUUGUAUUAAUCAAUUGUGUCAAUUUAUAAUAGUACUACGCCCAUUUAAACUUUGACCCGCAUUUGUCAUCCAAGAGGGGUGGAUUUUGCGAAAAGCGUGAAACAUCUCAAGUGAAUUUGAACGAAGAUCUUUGGAAAUUAGUUUAAGGACGAUCGUUUGGUAAACAAAAAAGGUUUCAUACAACUAAUUUACCGAUUGGAAUUUUCUGCGAAUGGACUUUCCGAAAAUGAUAUAUGAGCUGCUUAUACUGAUCUAGAAUUCUUUAUUAUUAUUCAAGGGUAUACAAAUAAUAGAACUGCAAUGGACAGGAAGUUAUAAAGCUUUGAGGUAGACCUCUACAGGAGCUAGUUUAUAUGUAUAUAUCAAGAAAAGACAUUAAUUAGAAAAACCAAAAAAGAAACCCGUUGAUUCGAGACUAUUUCUGCGUUUACGCCAUGAAAGUCAUGAUUUCCCAAUUCUGCUAAAUUAAACAAAAGCCCUAUCUUAUGCUACAUUUUCAAAAUAAACAACCUAGAUUGUUUUUUAACAGAAUCAAUUGAUGCAGUCUUUUGGGCGCAAACGGCUGCUAGUAUAAGGCUCGCAGUUUUCGUAUAACUUCAGCUUUACCGUAUUAAAAAAGAUUUAAUUUUCUGCAAAUCUCAAAUUGAUUUAUUUUAUUCAAGUACAAGCAAAUAUUGUUUGGAUGAUCGAUCGAUGUACGAUAAUAAUAUAAUAUAUAUGUAUUAUCCUAAGUUUAUAGCAGUGUUUGGUUUCUAUUAAUAUUUAUAUAUAUUUUACGUGUUGCAGUUGUAUUAUUAUAAUAUAACUUUCAAGAGCAGUUGUCGUUUGUUCUUGUGGUUGGUUGGUAUUUUCUAAUUUAGAAUCCAAGUUGAAUAUGUUUUCGUGUAAAAUGUAAAUUGUGUAAUUGAUUUAUUGUGUGGUUUUUGGUUGGCGAGUUGAUUAAUCGACCUCCUCGAUGGUGGGGCCAGCACCGCCGGCACCAGCAGCUCCAGGAGCAGCGCCUGCGCCAGGCAUACCACCAGGCAUACCGCCGGGCAUGCCACCAGGAGCACCACCGGCGCUCUGGUAAAGCUUGGUGAUGAUUGGAUUGCAAACGCCCUCCAGCUCCUUUUGGCGGUGUUCGUAUUCCUCCUUAUCGGCCAGCUGAUUGGCGUCGAGCCACUUGAUGGUCUCGUUGCACUUGUCCAUAAUGGUGGUGCGAUCCGAGUCCGAAAUCUUGCUCUUCAGAUUGUCCUCGUCAAGGGUGGCCUUCAUGUUGAAGCAGUACGACUCUAGAGCGUUCUUGGCAGAGAUGGUCUCCUUCUGCUUCUCGUCCUCAUUACGGUACUUCUCGGCCUCGUUGACCAUACGCUCAAUAUCCUCCUUGGACAGACGACCCUUGUCAUUGGUGAUCGUAAUCUUGUUCUCCUUGUUGGUCGAACGCUCCAGGGCGGUCACAUUCAGAAUACCGUUGGCAUCAAUGUCGAAGGUCACCUCAAUCUGAGGCACACCUCGUGGUGCUGGUGGGAUACCCGACAG
Messenger RNA from Drosophila montana, 3457 nucleotides. It is a transcript of the gene Amt, whose product is annotated as Ammonium transporter. The transcript is spliced from 3 exons. Gene Ontology annotation, molecular function: ammonium channel activity. Gene Ontology annotation, biological process: ammonium transmembrane transport; ammonium homeostasis. The record is from RefSeq and is a predicted model, not a curated record. Bases 16 to 1782 code for a protein of 588 amino acids. Lineage: Eukaryota; Metazoa; Arthropoda; Insecta; Diptera; Drosophilidae. Gene Ontology annotation, cellular component: plasma membrane.